Bombina bombina (fire-bellied toad) is the source of this 8139-nucleotide messenger RNA. It is a transcript of the gene VANGL2, whose product is annotated as VANGL planar cell polarity protein 2. The transcript is spliced from 9 exons. NCBI's taxonomy places the organism in Eukaryota, Metazoa, Chordata, Amphibia, Anura, Bombinatoridae. Gene Ontology annotation, cellular component: plasma membrane. Bases 789 to 2354 code for a protein of 521 amino acids. Gene Ontology annotation, biological process: establishment of planar polarity; multicellular organism development; Wnt signaling pathway, planar cell polarity pathway. The record is from RefSeq and is a predicted model, not a curated record.
UCCUUGGAAGAGUCAAAGAGGUGUUGUAUGGUCGAUUCGGCAUCGGCAAUCACACGCAGCUUGGGGAGAGACCAGGCAGCAUACACCGAUCUAAGUAAGGGAUCUUAUACAAACUGCUAAAAAAAAAAUAAAAAAAAAAAUAUCCCCGUGUUUUUAAUCAUAUUGUGGAUUCUACCCUCUUCAAAUUACGGAUUGCGAGCUGUGUUUCCCACCCCACCCAUAAAAUUGUGGAUUUGGUAAUGCAUUGCUUGGAAACAAAAGCUGGCUGAUACAAAAGGAGACUCUACCCCCCUCCUCCACCUCCUUUUUUUUUUUAACAGCCAUCACCAUCCUGCUUCCCUUCCCCCUCCCAGAAGUGAUCCUGGGAGCUCUGCACAUGCCUGGGACUUUCUGCUUUCCCUGCUACGGUUCUGAGAGGCAUUAUUCCUAAGGUGCCUCAAUGCUGAGCAUUACCAGAUCGCGGGUCAUCUGCACGGUUUCCAGAAAGGAAUCCCCCUUGUUCCCCUUGUUUACCUACAAAAUGUACAGAGGGUCAAUAGGAUUGGCUUGAGUGAUCAUCAUCCAUUUCCCUGCACUCAAAACCUGGUUCCCUUUGUUUUCUUCUGAAAGGGCCCAGACAGCCAAUCAAAAUAGAGUCCCUCAAGGUGAAAGUUGACUUUCUGAAGGUGCCUUUUGGCCUGAAGAAGCCAGUGCUGAAAGAAGCGGCUGCUGUUUUGGCUUCUGUACCUGGGUCCGGGAGACCCAAAACCGUAAACGUGGAUCGUCACAAAAGCAGAUACUCUGAAAACAUGGACAACGAGUCCCAGUACUCUGGUUACUCGUACAAAUCUGGGCAUUCUAGGAGUUCACGCAAACACAGAGAUCGCAGAGACCGGCAUCGUUCCAAAAGCCGGGAAGGAAGUCGGACUGACAAGUCGGUCACUAUCCAGGCUCCUGGAGAACCUCUGUUGGAUAAUGAAUCCACAAGAGGUGAAGAGCGGGAUGACAACUGGGGGGAAACGACUACAGUGGUCACAGGGACAUCUGAACACAGCAUCUCACAUGAUGACAUUACUCGCAUUACUAAGGACAUGGAGGAUAGUGCCAACUUGGACUGCUCACGGCACCUUGGAGUCAUAAUCGGAGGAGCUCUAGCUCUUCUUUCCUUCCUGACUCCUAUUGCCUUUAUGUUGCUGCCCCAGAUCCUUUGGCGGAAUAGUUUGGAACCUUGUGGCACAGCGUGUGAGGGUCUGUUUAUAUCUGUGGCCUUCAAACUUCUCAUUCUCCUCCUGGGUAGUUGGGCACUCUUUUUCCGUCGCCCCAAAGCAUUUUUCCCACGGGUGUUUGUCUUCCGAGCGCUACUCAUGGUGCUUGUCUUCCUGCUGGUGGUGUCGUACUGGCUUUUUUAUGGAGUCCGCAUCCUAGAGCCAGAGGAGAAGAAUUACCAAGGGAUUGUACAAUUUGCUGUUUCCCUAGUGGAUGCAUUACUCUUUGUCCACUAUCUUGCUGUGGUGCUUUUGGAAUUGAGGCAGCUCCAGCCUCAGUUCACCAUCAAAGUAGUGAGGUCAACUGAUGGAGCAAGCCGAUUCUACAAUAUUGGUCACUUAAGUAUUCAGCGAGUUGCCGUAUGGAUUUUGGAAAAUUAUUAUCACGACUUUCCUGUCUACAACCCUGCUCUCCUGAACCUGCCAAAAUCCAUCCUUUCCAAGAAAAUGUCUGGCUUCAAAGUCUACUCGCUCGGAGAGGAAAACACUACCAACAACUCCACUGGACAAUCCAGAGCUGUGAUUGCAGCAGCUGCCAGAAGAAGAGACAACAGCCACAACGAAUAUUAUUACGAAGAAGCUGAACAUGAGCGCAGAGUGCGAAAAAGGAAGGCUAGGCUUGUUGUAGCUGUGGAAGAGGCCUUCACACAUAUUAAACGUCUUCAGGAAGAGGACCAGAAAAAUCCCCGGGAAAUAAUGGAUCCCAGAGAGGCAGCUCAGGCAAUAUUUGCCUCAAUGGCAAGAGCCAUGCAGAAGUACCUUAGAACUACAAAACAACAGCCCUAUCACACCAUGGAGAGUAUAUUACACCACCUGGAAUUCUGCAUCACUCAUGACAUGACUCCAAAGGCUUUUCUUGAGCGAUAUCUUGGUCCAGGACCCACCAUCCAGUAUCACAAGGACCGUUGGCUUGCCAAGCAGUGGACAUUAGUCAGUGAAGAACCAGUAACUAAUGGAUUGAAAGAUGGUGUUGUAUUUGUCUUAAAGCGUCAAGACUUUAGCUUGGUUGUCAGCACUAAAAAGAUCCCUUUCUUUAAACUUUCGGAGGAGUUUGUGGACCCCAAAUCUCACAAAUUUGUAAUGAGGCUGCAAUCUGAGACCUCUGUGUGAAACCCAGGACCAUCGCACAGUUGGAAGGGGGAAACUUAAAAUAAAGUUUUGGAACAGGACACCUUUUCUCCUCAGUACAGUGCAAAUAUUGGUACAGUAACAAAUACUGACGUACUCAACUUGGUCUUUUACUAAAGUGUUGUUUGUAUGGUCUUUUUGUACAUUUUUUUAUUUUAUUAGUUUUUAACAAUAAAAAUGUCUGUUUUUCAGCCAAUAAUGUCUGAUUUUAAUGAUUUUUUUUAUAAUUGUAAGAUAGCAUUUUAGAUAGCAAAUGGCUAUUAUUAUCCAAAGGCUAACUGGCAAUUUUAAGCACAACGACAAUGAGGAUCCAGUAACCAGUUGUUUACAUUGGGAAUUUUUAUCCGAUAGUCAACAUUCAAGCUUGUCGUCCUCGCACAUUUUUGGGCCUACUGUGAUUUUUUUUUUUUUUAAAUAUAUUAGACACAUUAAGAAUCAAAUGUUUAUUUUUAAUCUUUGUGUAUAAAUCUUGCACAUUUGGACAUAGCUGUAAGGUUGCAAAUCAUUUUUUAACUUGUCAUACUAAAGCAAAUGUUUAUUAAUCAGACAACUGAUGAUUUUGAUUAUAUUUACGUUAGAGACAAAUUCAAACUUUCUAUCAUGUAUAUGAGUACAGGUAUACAAGGCAACAACAGCUUUUCAUGGAGUCACAGGGCUCUGCUAAACUCUUACCUUAAUAGCAAUGCUAUCAUGUAUUAGUUUAUUAUGAGCAGCAAUUAAAUUGACUAAACUAUAUUGUUGCAUAAAAAAUGAUUGCAUUAAAGCUACACAGAUAUUGAAGAACCGGCUGAUGGCGGGUGAGACAUAGCUACAAGUAUAAUUUCAAAGUUGAUUUAGCAAGGAACAUUAAAGGGAUAGUCUAGUCAAACAUGAUUCAGAUAGAGCAUGCAAUUUUAAGCAACUUUCUUAUUUACUCCUAUUAAUUUUUCUUUGUUAUCUUGCUAUCUUUAUUUUAAAAAGCAAGAAUGUAAGAAUAGGAGCCGGCCCAUUUUUGGUUCAGCACCUGGGUAGAGCUUUAGGGUUGGUGUCUAACUGUAGCCACCAAUCAGCAAGCGCUACCCAGGUUCUGAACAAAAAUGGGCCGGCUCCUAAGCUUACAUUCAAAUAAAGAUACCAAAAGAAACAAAGAAAAAAUUGAUAAUAGGAGUAAUUUAGAAAGUUGUUUAAAAUUGCAUGCUCUUUCUGAAUCAUGAAAGUUUAAUUUUGACUAGACUAUCCCUUUAAUUUAAAAAAUUAUGUAUACAUCCAACCUCCUCCUAUUAACUAUAAAAAGCAACAUACUAACCACAAAUAAAUCCAUAAAUAAAUAGAAACAGGCAGAUUUUAAGGUUAUAAAAAAUAUUCUGGUUAAAAAAUAGCAUAGUAAGUGUACAUGUACAAGUAGGUAGAUUAAAAAUAAUUAGAUGUCUGAAUCAUGAGUUGAGGUCUCACUAAUGAUUUGUAGGAGUUUCUGAAUAAUGUCCAAGAAAGCACAAGACUAAAUACAAUUUCUGAAACUGAAGUUCUUUCUCUGGUUUAUGAAGUCAUUAAAUCCAUAACUUGCUCUGCACCAAAGGGCCAUUUAAGUGAUAAAAUGAUAUUCUAUAAUCUGUUGGAGCAUGUCAUUUUAACACUAGCAAUGCUGUAAUGUUAUGUGUUUAACCACCCGAAAAGGGGGUUUAAGUCUUACCCAUGACUUGCAGAUACCGAGCAGAAACAGUCGCUGAUCCAAUCAGCAGCGCCAGCUGUGCAGUUGGUCUGUGCAACUAGCACUGCUGAUUGGAUCAGCAACAGUUUAAUGCUCUGCAGGACUUUAGCUAUGUGAUUAAUUACUUUCUGGGGCUUAAAGGGACAGUAUACACUCAUUUUCAUAUAACUGCAUGUAAUAGACACUACUAUAAAGAAUAAGAUGCACAGAUACUGAUAUAAAACUGUUUAAAAACUUACUUAGAAGCUGUCAGUUUGGCUCUGUUGAAAAGGUAGCUGGAAAGCCCACAGCAAGUGGCAAACAAGACACUCCCCCCUCCCCCUUCUUUUGCAUAUGAAAAGACCCUUUACACAAACAGCAGCAAGCUGGAGAAGGUAGCUGACGGUAUUCUCAUAAAACUUUGGGGCUUGGUUAGGAGUCUGAAAAUCAGAGCAAUGUUAUUUAAAAAUAAGCAAAACUAUAAAUUUUUUGUAAAAAAAAAAAAACACUUUAUGGGCUAUAUAAAUAGAUCAUCUACAAAACAUUUAUGCAAAGAAAAAAUGAGUGUAUAAUGGCCCUUUAAAUGCAUAACAUUACGACGUUACUAGGGAUAAAGUGACAUGUUUUAACAGAUUACAACAUGUAAUUUUAACAAUAUAAUAAUGACCUUUUGCUUUAUCUAAAUAGGGCAUUUUUUUUAAAUUUUUUUUUAAUUUAUUUUUUUAUGAAACGUUUGUUAAUUUUUCAUAAAAGCCUUGAGCUUUUUUCCCACUGACUAGCUGCUACUGGAUGUGAAUUUCCUGUUCAUUUCUAAAUCACAAUAACCACAUUUUUCAUGCAGAAAUAAAAUGUGCUCUUUCAGUUGUAUGAUCUUUAUUUGUUUAGUUUGAUAUCCCUUUUAAUCUUGAUACUAUUAGAGACUUAAUGACAAGCUACAUUUUAAGGAUAUACCGGUUUAAAAUAAGUGAGUAAACUGCAAUUACGGAGCUACUGAAUACCUGUUCUCAUUCAUUAAAAGGAUAUGAAAUUAUUUUUUUUUUAACUUGCAUGAUUCAGAUGGAGCAUGUCAUUUUGACAUUUUAAAAUUCACCUCUAUUUUCGAAUGUGCUAUGUUCUCUUAGUAUCCCUUGUUGAAAAAGCAUAAGCACAUAUCCUGCACUAGUGGGAGCGAGCUGUUGAUUGGUGCCUGCACACAUUUGUCUCUUGUGAUUAGCUAACUAGAUGUGUUUUGUUAGCUGACAAUGUUCCUUCAGCAAAGCAUAACGAGAGAGAAGCAAAUUUGAUAAAAUAAGUAAAUUGGAUAGAAAUUGUAUGUUCUAUCCAAUUCACAAAAGGAAAUUUUGUGGUUUCCUGUCCCUUUAACUUGAAAACUGACUUGUUUGUGGGUUCUGAAAAUCAGAUUUUAUUACUUUUUAUAGAAAUCAACCCUUUUGUUUUUGCUUUAAAUACAAUUUGGAAAUGUUUUACAAAUUCUAAGGAACUCGGUUUUUAUGCUGUCUGAAUAAAUGCAACCAGAAAACAGAACAAAAUACUUUAAUGUCUCUAUUUAAAGUUAAUUUAAAUCUGUCAACUAAGGAAAUCUUAAAUAGGUUUGCAUAAAAUAGAAUAAAAUAUCCAUUCUUCUCUUUUUAAGAUAUCUAAUAAUUUCUAUUACGCUUAGUAUUGAGAACCGUAAUUAUACUAUUGCAUUGAGGAUAGGUUCAGUCAAAACAGCUAAGCCUUUUGUUAGAAUAUAUCUGCUUACCCAGGAGAAUGUUCCUCCUGUUGUGCAUAAUGCAUGUGAAAUGAUCUCAUAAUGAUUUGGUAGGUCAUUGCUUCUGUGUGUCUAGAUUUAUUCAGAUUGAGAAUGGAAUAGGGUUUAACACUCAUUUUAUGGUUGGUGCCUCUAUGAAAAAUAGAAAAAUAUAGAAGAAUGCAGUUGGCAGCCUAAAUCCUCUUGCACUUUAAUAAUAGGCUACAUUCCUUAGAGCAGAGCUUUCCAAACUUCAUGUUGGUGACACACUUUUUAGACCUACAUCAUUUCGCGACACAGUAAUUCAGUUGUACUAGCAAAAAGGUUUAACUUGUUUUAAGAGAUACGAACACAUACAUAAAAAAUUAUAUAAUAACGAAAUGUAUUUACAAGUAACAGUAUGUAAGUAUGUGCAAGAAUUAAAAAAAAAAAAAAAAAAAAGUAACACCAAUAGCUACUUACUAUUUUAAUGGUAUGUAUGAUAUGCGUAGCAGGUAGGCGGAAAGUCAGAAACCAACAUUUAAAAAAAUAAAUAAAUUAAAUUCAAAACAAUUUGUGCUUUAGCAGGGACACACCUACACACUGCUGCCGACACACUGUGUCAAGACACACAGUUUGGAAAGCACUGCCUUAGAGAGACAAAACCACUACUGAGACUCCAUGGGUGCAAUUAGACAGUCAUAAACACCAAUACAUUUAUUUCUACAAUUUAUAAAGCACCUUUCUUGUUGUUCCCUUGCUUAAUAGAAUUACAAAAUGGGUUAUGAGUUUUUUUGUAUUGUUUUACGGAAGAAAAAGCCUCACAGAUUAGGUUUAUUGGUGAACGUGAUACUCUUUAAAGUUAAUAAGAGAGCUUGAUAACUUCUACACCACAUCCUCAUGUUCCUUUAGACAGAAUAGUUUUGGCGAUUUUUUUGUGUCUGGUAAUUUCCCCCAGAAUUAGAAAUCAAUGAUUUUAGACCACUGGUUUUAAAACCUGUCCUAAGGCCUCCCCAACAGGCCAUAUUUUGAGGAUAUCUGAAUUAGAGCACAGGUGAAACAAUCAGCUGAUUAGUAAACAUGGUUAUUUUACCUGCUCUUAUCCAAGGUAAUAAACAUCUGGCCUCUUUUGGGAGGCCUAAGGACAUAUUUGAAAACCAUUUGUUUAGACUAUUACAACUUCUACCAUAAUAAUGUAAUAAUGAAAACCGUUUCAAGUUAGGGUAAUGAGAGGCCUAAUGUUACAAGAACCUACAAAAUUAAAAACUGUGGCUUUGACCAGAGAAGCUCAGCUUAAUGCAUAUUUUUAUUGGAGCAAAUACUGGUGCUUGACAAGGGCUUUGGUGUGUCAGAUGUUUAUUGAAGUAGUUGGAUUAAUAUGUUCUACCUAUGUAGCAAAAUAAAGAAUGAGUAAUUUAAUUCCAAUUAGAACGUCAAUCUUCUCAUUUGGUAAGCACUUUUCCACUUACCACAAGUAAAUAAUAACAGGGGUCUUUAAGUUGACCACAAUGGUGGUCAAUAAAUAUUCAACACUUUCAAACUUUGGGUUACUGGUUCCUCAUUCACAAACUACACUUGACCAAUGUGGAGUUAAGCUAUUGCUGUGCCAGACAAUACAAAACUAGAAAUUUUUUUAAAGAAAAUAAAUACACCUUAAUGGCUGAAGAACAUACUUUUGUAGUUUAAAUUAACUUCACUGAAAACACACUAGUAAAAGGGCAUGCUGAAAAAUGUAAUUAUUGAUUUGUGGACCAUAAAGGUAAGAGUUGUGUGUGGACUUGCUGAGCCACUGUAUAGGAAUUCAUUUAUCUUUAAAAAAGAAAAGAAGAAAAAAACUGUUCAUCCUGGAAGAGAAUUUAAGACAGAACCUACUGGGUUUUAAAAACCCUGCUUCACCUAUGGAGGACUUUAUGUAGGUGUAUGGAAUAAAAAAAAAAAAAAAGACAACUGCAACCAGCCCAGCUUACUUUUGUCUUGGACCAAUACAGCAAAUGUUUUAUACUGUAAUAAUUUUCCAUUCUUUUCAUACCACUUUGUUCCACUUCUUACAGGUCAACAAGAACACUAGUUUUAAUUCCAGUGUCUACUUUUAUACCUUUUUUAUCUCCAUUUUACUCUAGCAGUUAUACAUGAAUUUGUUUGAAUACAUCAAUAAUGUUCUUAGUGAAACAUUGAACCAUUAAUGUUAAAAUUCCUUUUAAUCUAAAUACCUCACCAAAAAAAAUCUGUUCCUACAGUAGAUGCCACUGCCUUAACAUCAGGGAUUUGCCUGUAAUACACAAUUUCCCGGUGACAUCAAAGCUUGGAAAAUCACUGUGAUUUCAUGCCUUUGUUUCUUUUUGUAGCAAUUACCUUUUCUUUUAAACAAAGGGAGUUUUAUAUGAAAACAA